Miscanthus lutarioriparius is the source of this 438-nucleotide messenger RNA. Lineage: Eukaryota; Viridiplantae; Streptophyta; Magnoliopsida; Poales; Poaceae. The record is from the annotation of a GenBank genome assembly.
AUGCAUAGUCAACAAAGGUGGGGAGAGCCUACUGGUCAAGUCUCAAGGACCUCCAUGAUUAGCCAUUUGAAUAAUGGUCAAUCGAGCUCUGGUGGUGCAAGUCAAGAUCGUGUGAUUACUUCCAGGACUCUGACUCCACAGGAAUCGAAAAAGGCACCAAUGCAGCAAGUCUAUGUGCCUAAGAAGGUUGGGGUUCCUAUUGUUUCCCCACAAAGAGCCAGGCCUCAAUCGGUCAUCACAAUCAGCUCCAUGGAAGCUCCUGUCAUUAAUCAUGAUGGGUCGAUUGUAAUUGAAGAAAUUCCAGCAUCUAAGCAAGAUGAAGCUACCAAAGAUGUUGCUAGAAUUGAAGAAAAGAAGAGCUUCAAAGGAGAUUCUAAGUAUCGGCAACCCAUAUGGUGUCCUCAUGGGUUGAAUAAAACUCAAAGGCAUAAGUUGUAG